Leucoraja erinaceus (little skate) is the source of this 5023-nucleotide messenger RNA. It is a transcript of the gene fuz, whose product is annotated as fuzzy planar cell polarity protein. The record is from RefSeq and is a predicted model, not a curated record. The transcript is spliced from 10 exons. Gene Ontology annotation, biological process: non-motile cilium assembly; vesicle-mediated transport. Bases 399 to 1607 code for a protein of 402 amino acids. NCBI's taxonomy places the organism in Eukaryota, Metazoa, Chordata, Chondrichthyes, Rajiformes, Rajidae.
GGGUCUUGACCCGAAACGUCACCCAUUCCUUCUCUCCAGAGAUGCUGCCUGUCCCACUGAAUUACUCCAGCACUUUGUGUCUAUCUUCGAUUUAAACCAGCAUCUGCAGUUGUUUCCUCCACCUCCUUGGAAUAGCAAUGGAAUGGCCAUUGACCUAGAGUGUUAACCCUUUUUCUCCCCUCUCUCCUUACAAUGUCGCAUGCCCCGUUGAAUAUUUCCAGCAUUUCCUGUUGUCUAUUUCAGAUUUCCAGCAUCAGCUGAUUUUUUUUUUGUUAUUGUUGGCUUGCUUACGUGCUGGGUAUUGUGCAGCGAUGAUUCACCUCAGAAGUGCGAUGGGCUCCCCUGUCAGAUCAUUUUAAACACUGUCUGGAUGCAGGGAAACCGCUUCAGUGGACCAUAUGAUUUUAUUUAUCUCAGAAAGUUGCCCGUUUUAUUUUCAGCUCCCAUUCUCUGUGAUUGGUUCUCUAAAUGGCGUGCACAUGUUCGGGAGCAACCAGGACGUUCUGCUGACUAGCACCUGCACUGACAACACCAGAGUCUGUUGGAGAGUCUUCCGGGACAGCAUCACACUCAUCGUCAUGAGCUCUGAGGAAGAUGCCAGUGACCUUUACCUCAGCCGCCUGUUAGACAACGUGUUCGGUGCCAUGGUCCUGGUGAUUGGCUUGGACGAUCUGGUGAACCUCAAGAACGUGGAGCGAUUGAAGCGGGAACUCCGGGCCUGUUACAAGUUGAUUGAUAGUUUGCUGACUGCGUCAGAUUGGAUUGGAGACCUGACACUAUGUGUGGAUUGUGUAGUGUCUCCCGAUGCAGCAAUACUGCAGGUAGCACUGGAAGUAUUUGUGGCUGCAGCACAGAGCCACUUUGGGUGCUUAAUGGUCAUGGGCAAAGUGGUCGUGGCCACGGAGAAGUGGUGGCGACUGGCCGCCCAGGAGGUGGUUCUGUUGACGUGGCUGGUUGGAUCGCUGGCACCCAACUCAUCACGGGACUACCCCAUCUACUUGCCACAAGGCAGCCCGACUGUACCACACAGGCUGCUGACCUUUCAGUUGGUCCCUGGAGUGGACGUGUGCUUGCUGUGUGGACCAACUCCAUCUUUGCAGCAAGUUCAGACAGAGUUAGUGGAACGGUUCUGGAGCCCAGUGCUUGAACCUUUAAAAACAUGCCUCAGCUUACAUCAGUGUACUUUCCCCAUCUGCAUUCCUUUACACCACAGCAUUAUUGGCCUUCUGCUAAUAAACAGGGAACAGAACAAGAAUUUAUUCACCUUGCAGCCCCACGGUGUGGAAAGAAGCCAGCUGCCGGGGACAGUACUCAGUCCUGAGAGGCGCAGAUCAGUUCUGCGGCAAUUUUACACCCUGGCCGUCUCUGCGUACUUCCCAGCUGAAGCAAGUGAGGACAAACCUGCAGUUCUCCUCGAGGAAUUCCACGCCGGCUUCACGCACUCGCCAACAGAGUGCUACGUCGCCGCCGACGACCACAAGAGCUACGGCAUCCAGACCCGCCAGCACCAGCUGCUGCUGACCUUCACGCCCGAGACCCCCACCUUCACCCUGCGCAACAUCGCCACCAAAACGCUCAGCCUGUUGACGAAAGAAGUGCCGUUCUGAGCCAACUGGGGAAGCAGUAGCUGCCCCCCCCUCCCCCCUGAGGCGAGGGGUGAUACAGCUGGUGACCAUGUCCCAGCUCACUCCACACCGCUACCUGGGAGGCUUCAUCCCAGGCAUGGUGGCCGUCGGAGUUCCCCAGCUGGUGCUCCCUCCUGGCUCUCUGGACUGUGCUCCUCAACGAUGCUUGUGGUGCAUCACCAGGCCCAGGAGUGGCCACGGUGAGUACUUGUACUUGUCCAUGUUUCAGGCCGUCCAGUGGUAGGCCUGAAACCAGCCCUGCGAGCGGAACAGUGCCCCGCUGAGUUAUGAUCUGCCACAUGCUCUCGGAAGAGGGAAGAUGGGCGCUGGGGUGCGGCAGCACUGUGGCGCAGAGGUAGUAUCGCUGCCUCACAGCGCCAGGGACUUGUGUUCGAUCCUGACUACGGGUGCUAUCUGUACACAGAGUUUGUACGUUCUCUCUGUGACCACGUGGGUUUCCUCCCACAUUCCAACGAUGCAUUGGGUAGUUGGCUUUGUUAAGAAUUGUAAAUUGUCCCCAGUGUGUAGGAUAGUGAGUGUAAAGGGAUCGCUGGUCGGCGCGGACUCAUUGGGCUGCAGGGCCCGUUUAUGCGCUGUACCUCCAAUGUCUGAAGUUCUCUAGCGACAUCAUGUCACGCAAGGUGUGUAUUACCCGUGCCUGGUUCAUGGUGACGUAGGUAGUGACGCGCGGUGCCCCAGAGUUUUGGCAUUUGCAAAAUCUUCACGCACCAUCUGCGCGAUGCGCAAAUGACACCCAAGUGGGACAGGCCCUUAAGCUACACAAGUUUCUUGAAGUCUUUGCUGUUGCGCUGUUCUUUAACACUGAAUUAGUCAAUACAUCCUCAGGACCUUAAUGUUUUAACCUGUUUUCACAACAUCAGUUGUUGUUAUUUUGCUGUUUCAUGCCACCAUUUAUUUUCGGACACCAACCCACAGAACCCAGAUGUAAUCAAAGCAUCUUUGAACCACACACACCAACGAGCCACACCCUGACAUAGAAAAUAGGUGCAGGGGUAGGCCAUUCGGCCCUUCGAGCCUGCACUGCCAUUCAAUAUGAUCAUGGCUGAUCAUCCAACAGUAUCCCAUCCCUGCCUUCUCUCCAUACCCCCUGAUCCCUUUAGCCACAAGGGCCACAUCUAACUCCCUCUUAAAUAUAGCCAAUGAACUGGCCUCAACUACCUUCUGAGGCAGAGAAUUCCACAGAUUCACCACUCUCUGUGUGAAAAAUGUUUUUCUCAUCUCCGUCCUAAAAGACUUCCCCAUCUUGGUCCUAAAAGAUGACCAUCACGUUUAACAUCACAGGCUUUUGUAAAAGCCUUUGUUGUCAGAGCUGAGCCAGAACAGUUGGGAUGAGCUAGUAUUUGUCAUGACCGUGUUUGUCGUCCAUCAUGGAAUGAUAUAUAAAUGAUACAACUUAUCCAUUUGUCUGUCACCUUGUCUACGUUCUCCAGCCAAGGAGGCUUGCCUUGUCAAUGUCACAAGUGAUAGGAGCAGAAUUAGGCCAUUCGGCCCAUUAAGUCUACUACCCCAUUCAAUCAUGGCUGAUCUAUCUCUCCCUCCUAACCCCAUUCUCAGGCCUUCUCCCCAUAACCUCUGACACCCGUACUGAUCACAAAUCUAUCUAUCUCUGUUUUAAAAAUAUCAAUUGAUAGAAACAUAGAAAUUAGGUGCAGGAGUAGGCCAUUCGGCCCUUCGAGCCUGCACCGCCAUUCAAUAUGAUCAUGGCUGAUCAUCCAACUCAGUAUCCCGUACCUGCCUUCUCUCCAUACCCCCUGAUCCCCUUAGCCACAAGGGCCACAUCUAACUCCCUCUUAAAUAUAGCCAAUGAACUGGCCUCAACUACCCUCUGUGGCAGAGAGUUCCAGAGAUUCACCACUCUCUGUGUUCAUCUCGGUUUUAAAGGAUUUCCCCCUUAUCCUUAAGCUGUGACCCCUUGUCCUGGACUUCCCUAACAUCGGGAACAAUCUUCCUGCAUUGAGCCUGUCCAACCCCUUAAGAAUUUUGUAAGUUUCUAUAAGAUCCCCUCUCAAUCUUCUAAAUUCUAGAGAGUAUGGCCUCCACAGCUGUCUGUGGCAAUGAAUUCCACAGAUUCAUCACCCUCUGACUAAAGAGGGUCUGACUGAUGCCCCCAAUAUAGAUUGAAACAAGAAUCCAUUCAAACCAUUCCCCUCUCCCCCCAGCCCCAGCCCAAAAGCCAUUGUUCCUCCUCUGUGUUUUUCUAUUUCCCCCUCAAGCCCUGUUUAAGGGCUUCUAUAUGUUCUGUAUUCAUGCCUUCUAUAUUCCGUUGUGCUGAAGCAAAGCAAGAAUUUCAUUGUCCUAUCUGGAACACAUGACAAUAAACUCUCUUGAAUCUUGAGGAUAGUUUCAGUCACCCUUGCAGGCAGUGGAUUUCCAAUCCAGAAGUUCUCUCUGUAACCAAAAACUUUUCCUGGCUUCUUGCCUCCUUGUAUCUUUUACUGCCACUUUGAGCCUCUGGUCCAACUGAGCGAUUUUUCUAUUUAUCCCUCUCGCCAAGCUCCAGUAUCCAUCAAAUCUCCUUUCAACCUUUGUUGAAGUGAUAUAACCCCGGGCUAAUCCAGAGGAAGUGUCUUUUCUUGUCCCCUGCUGUGGAACCAGGAGCCAUUGAUGAAUGAGGUGCUAGAUUAAGCAGCAUUGCCUCGAUUCACCUCGUACAUGAACUGAUCUGUUCUGUAUUCAUGCCUUCUAUAUUCCGUUGUGCUGAAGCAAAGCAAGAAUUUCAAUGUCCUAUCUGGGACACAUGACAAUAAACUCUCUUGACUUGAAACUCCCAAUUCUGAUUUUCCCAUGACACAACCUACUAAAUCUAACGAAAGAUCCGCACCAUAAAUUUCUGCCUUCCCCUCAACACAAGUAGUGGGCUGCACCAAUGUACAGGGAAUGGUAUGUGCGUCUUUUCCUGAACGACUGUGUUAUCAAGGACUUGCUGCAUUAUCUGUGCAGUAAGAUGCAGUAAAUCAGCUGCAGCCAAUCGUAAGUUACAGCAGAGAGGGUCAUUUCAGGCCACCUUGCUUCUGCUGCUCAAAAACAAGAGCUACAAAAAUCACUCCCACAUCUUCAGCCACAGGGUUCUUCAAAGUUCAUAACGUGAUGUUUCGAACGCCGUGAGGGUUCCUUUUUUCACUGCAUUUUGAGUAAAGACAUUUUUUUCUUAAUCACCUCCUAAUCCUUCUACAAUUUCAACUUGAAUGUCCCAAAUUGUUGUCCCAAAUGUCCCAAUUUCAACUUGAAUGUCCCAAAUUGUUGUCCCAAAUGUCCCAAUUUCAACUUGAAUGUCCCAAAUUGUUGGAAAAACCAGAUCCUUCUUCUGGGCCUCUGAUUUUAUAUAUCUAAAUUAAACCUUGGUUCAAAGUGAUCCAAAGAAUGCAAUGCAAGCUCAG